Messenger RNA from Pelmatolapia mariae (spotted tilapia), 6129 nucleotides. It is a transcript of the gene slc26a2, whose product is annotated as solute carrier family 26 member 2. The coding region runs from base 493 to 2643 and encodes 716 amino acids. The record is from RefSeq and is a predicted model, not a curated record. Gene Ontology annotation, molecular function: bicarbonate transmembrane transporter activity; oxalate transmembrane transporter activity; secondary active sulfate transmembrane transporter activity. The transcript is spliced from 5 exons. NCBI's taxonomy places the organism in Eukaryota, Metazoa, Chordata, Actinopteri, Cichliformes, Cichlidae. Gene Ontology annotation, biological process: transmembrane transport. Gene Ontology annotation, cellular component: plasma membrane.
GGACCAGGAAAAUUAAUAUUUCUCCAGUUUUCUGUUUACUGGACGGUUUUUGGCUCAUGCAUCCAACCAAAGGCCUCAUAAGACACUUCAUGAGCAGCCACACGCAUGUUUAAACUACCACUCGGCAUCGACUGACCAACGCACAUCAUUUCAGAAUAACUUUGUGAGGUUCAGUUUUCAGUUUGAGCCUUGAAGGGCUGAAUGUUCUCAAGUAUUUUAGUGGAAAAAAAACUCUCAAUCGUCUCUUUCAGUGUAACCACAUUCCUCUGAAACACACUCAGAUGUCAGUGUGUCUCAGCAUAAAGAAGCAGUGUACGUAUGACCCAACACACCAGCAGCACACGUGCUGUGCCGGCACACGGAGUCCUCGGUGUGCUGGUUGGUGUGUCACUUGUAGAGAGCGUGGGCCUCUGCAGGACAGUUUAAGGUUAAUGGGGACGCGAGACCAGCGAAGACAGGCCGGACACAAGCUAUGUGAAUAAAGGCUCAGCCAUGCUUCACGGGGAGGACAGCUGUGCGGCAGUAGAAGAUGGUGGUGAGGAGGACCAGCACCGGCCUCUUAUCCUGGAAAGAAUUGAGAAGGAAACGGGAAGAACCUGGAGAACGGUUUUGUCUCAGCGGCUCAGGAAGCACUGCUCCUGCACGCCAGAGAAGGCCAAAUCCAGAAUCCUCAGCUUCUUCCCGGUUCUCCAGUGGCUGCCACGCUACAAGCUCAGGGACUGGAUCCUGGGGGAUGCUAUGUCAGGAGUGAUUGUUGGAAUCCUAUUGGUUCCCCAGUCCAUAGCCUACUCCUUAUUGGCCAACCAGGAUCCCAUAUACGGCCUGUACACGUCUUUCUUCGCUUCCAUCAUCUACGCCCUCCUGGGCACUUCCAGGCACAUCUCGGUGGGGAUUUUCGGAGUGCUCUGUCUGCUCAUUGGCCAGGUGGUGGACAGGGAGUUGGCCCUGGCGGGAUACCUCCCAGAGAGCAGCCUGAGUGGGAAUGACAGCAGUGUCCCGUUGGCCGGGAAUGACAGUGGCGUGGUGGGAUGUGACCGGAGCUGCUAUGCGAUUGCCGUGGGGACCACAGUUACCUUUACUGCCGGGAUUUACCAGGUGCUAAUGGGCAUUCUGCAGGUGGGCUUUGUGUCCGUCUACCUGUCGGACUCCCUCCUCAGCGGCUUUGCUACAGGAGCCUCCUUGACCAUCCUGACGUCUCAGAUCAAGUACCUGCUGGGCCUGAAGAUCCCCCGUCCUCAGGGCUGGUUCACUAUUUUUAAGACGUGGUACGGCCUGCUGAGCAACCUCGGGAACACCAACGUGUGUGACCUCAUCACCAGUCUGGUGUGUUUGGCAGUACUCAUACCUACGAAGGAGCUCAAUGACCGCUUCAAGUCCAAGCUGAAGGCUCCGAUCCCAUUCGAGCUCUUUGUGGUGAUAAUUGCCACACUCGCAUCUCACUUUGGCCAUUUCAACACCGAAUACGGGUCGGGCGUGGCUGGGGCCAUCCCCACAGGCUUCCUCCCUCCUCAAAUACCCAUGUGGUCUCUGAUCCCCAAUGUGGCCGUCGACGCCUUCUCCAUUGCCAUCGUGGGAUUCGCCAUCACCAUCUCACUGUCGGAGAUGUUCGCCAAGAAGCACGGCUACACGGUGGAUGCCAACCAGGAGAUGUAUGCCAUUGGGUUCUGCAAUAUCCUGCCGUCGUUCUUCCACUGCUUCACCACCAGCGCCGCGCUGACCAAAACCCUCGUCAAGGAGUCGACCGGGUGCCAGACGCAGCUGUCGGGACUGAUCAGUGCUCUCCUCCUGCUGCUGGUGCUUCUGGUGAUCGCGCCGCUCUUCUAUUCCCUCCAGAAGUGUGUUCUUGCCGCCAUCAUCGUGGUGAACCUCCGUGGCGCUCUUCGAAAGUUCACCGAGAUUCCCCGCAUGUGGCGUGCCAACCGCAUUGACGCCUUCAUCUGGCUGAUCACCAUGGCAACCUCAGCGCUGGUCAACACGGAGCUGGGGCUUCUUGUGGGGGUUUUGGUGUCGGCUUUCUGCGUCCUGGGCAGAACUCAGCGGGUCCAGGUCCUGGAGCUCGGCCGGGCUAUGACCAGGGAGCAUUACGAAGAUCUGGCGUCCUACAAAGGCCUCCAAACGCACCCUGAUGUGGCCAUCUUUAGAUACGAAGCGCCAAUCUACUACGCCAACCAGAGCCUGUUUAAAAAGUCUCUGUACAGGUGUGUAGGACUUGACCCUGUGAAGGAGAAGAGCCGCCGUGUCAAGUUCCAGAACAGCAAACCGCAGGAAGAGGCCGCCGGAGUCCCAACUAGCAAAACGGACGAGAAAGAGGCCGAAGCUCCUGCAGCCGUCACCCUGAUGAUGGACACAGCCUCCCGUUACUUACGCAGGAUAGUGAUCGACUGCAGCGCUGUCUUGUUCCUGGACACUGCCGGAGUGAAUGCUCUAAAGGAGGUCCGCAAGGAUUACGGAGAGCUGGGGGUGGCGGUGGAGUUGGCUCAGUGUAAGACCUCCGUGCUGGACACGCUGGAUCGAGGAGGAUACUACAGCAACCAAAAAGGAGGCGACGCAGGAGAGAACCACACGAUCUUCUUCACUAUCGAAGACGCCGUCCGCCACGUCGAAAGCCGCAGCACUCCUAAUGGAGACUAUGAUAAGUCCUAAAGAGACAACAGGUCUAUAUUUACAUGUCUGCAGCGUGUGGCUGCACAGAUGUGCCUUUGUAACAGUUUUCUGAAGUCCUACCUUCACCUCAGGUUUCUGCAUCCAGACAGGUGAUGAAUCACCACAGUGUGAACGUCCAUGUACCAAUAACUCACCUGUGGACUGUAUAAGAAGAACCAGCCACCCACAAGGAAAAAAUACCCCGACCCUACCUGACAGCUCGAGUCUGUGUCUAAGGCAGACUCAGCAAGUUUACAUCUGCAUAGUACAAGUGCUGCACAGUAUAAAAUAUGUGUUUUAUACUGCACCGCGGGAAAUAUGUGUUUCAUAAUGCACAGUACUGCACAGUGAGUACAAGUACUGCACAGUGUGAAGUGUUUCCAACUGCACAGUACAAGUACUACACAGUGUGUACAAGUCCUGCACAGUGUGAAAUAUGUUUCAUAAUGCAGAGUACAAGUACUGCACUCUGUGUACAAGUACUGUACAGUGUGAAAUAUGUGUUUCAUAAUGCACAGUACUGCAAUGUUUACAGCACAAUGUGAUAUAUGUGUUUUAUACUGCACAGUACAAGUACUGCACUCUGUGUACAAGUACUGUACAGUGUGAAAUAUGUGUUUCGUACUGCACAGUGUGACACUGGUCAUGCCCUAGUGUUGUUUAUAGAAACCAGAGCCGUAUUCGAACUUAAUUUUUAGAUACUGAGUCGGAACGAUGCACGUGCACACGCCGAAUGAGCGAUGCGUGUGCACACGCACACGUUCAGGAUGACGACUGGGGUUAGGAUUUAAAACAGGUGUAAAUCAUUUAGUGUUUUUUUUGUUUUGUUUGUUUGUUUGUUUGUUUUUUUGUAAGGUCUAAACUGGAUUUUUUGCCACAAUCAAAAACGAUCGUAACCGUCUGCUGUUUGGUGUUUGGGUCCAUCAGUCCAAUCAUGACUGACGCCUCAGGGCAGGAAGUUUAAAACACGUGUAGAAAAAAGCAGCAGCUCUGCUGCUCUGAGGAGAGACCUCAGAGGUAUCUAAAUGAGUUCCUGCUUUAGAUUUUUAGAUCAGAGCCCUGCUGGAUAAAAACAUACAUUCUUCAUACGUGCUUAAUAAGAAGCAGCCACCCUGUGCCUGAACGUGAAUGUACGUGCAAUGACCCGAGGAAGCAUUUGUCUGUUAGCACUGAUCACAGGUGUAUGCAUGUGUUUCCAGAUCCUCUGACAGACGAAUAUUCCUCUGGUGAGGAUGAGAGACUCUUCCUGUUUAACUGUUAGCCGCAGUCACAUGACCUUGGUCUGUGCCUUCUUUCUGUGAGUUGGGUAAUGAAUAAGGCAAAGUUCAAGUUGAAGAAAAACAAAAGUGCAGUGUGAGAUUUCGAGGUUGCUGUGAUGUUGAUUCGUGGGGGUCAGAGAUCAUGGGUUGUGCCUUAGUUAUCCUGACCUCUGUGACCCCCCCCCCACCCCACCCACACACAUUAUGGACAUAGCCUCCCGUUACUUACGCAGGGUAGUGAUCAACUGCAGCGCUAUCUUGUUCCUUGACACUGCCGGAGUGAAUGCUCUAAAGGAGGUCCGCAAGGAUUACGGAGAGCUGGGGGUGGCGGUGGAGUUGGCUCAGUGUAAGACCUCCGUGCUGGACACGCUGGAUCGAGGAGGAUACUACAGCAACCAAAAAGGAGGCGACGCAGGAGAGAACCACACGAUCUUCUUCACUAUUGAAUACACACACACACACACACACACACACACACACACACACACACACACACACACACACACACACACACACACACACACACACACACAGACAGCAGAGAGGGGUUUUGAUGUGCUUUCUGUAGCUUUAAUGAAACCUGCCUCAAUAAACUUGGUAGCAUUAUUAUUCAUAGAGCACUUAAUUAUUAGAAAGGCUGAAGUUAGUUCUUAAGCAGAUGUAUUCUACAGUUUUUUAUUAUGAGAAAAUUUUGUAUGUAUACGUGUUUCCGAGUAUGUGCCUAAAGCUUAUGCACUAAAAUUUUGUAUAUGAGUUUUACUGUAAAGCAGUACAAUCCUGACAGCAGUUUUACUCUUUGCACUUUUCAAAGCUGUUUUAUUAUCUUAAAUAUCCAAACGGUCCAUCCUGGACGCCGCCACGGCCCCCACGCUCCAUCCUGCUUCCAUGUCAAAGGGUUUAAUCAUGAUAAUCGGAUAAUUGAGCGGCUUAUCUCAGCUGAGACCAAAAACGUUUUUUUUGCUCUUGACCUUUGAACCCUGCUUUGUUUAAUGUGUGUUCACAGCACCAACGUUAAGUUUUAAUGCUUGAACCUUUUAACUAGCUGAUCAGGGUAAGAACAGAAGUUUGUUCUCAAUGCAAAAGUGUUGCUGAAAUGGAGCGUGCUUAUAUGCAGUGAUGGACGAUUUUAAACUGGGAAAAUCUUUGUAGAGUUGUUUUUAUACUGGGUGUAUGUGACAGGACGUGGCGUUUCCAGCCUCUGUCCUUGCUGAUUUAAAGCAGUAGUGGUAUAUAUUUUAUAGCUGUUUUUACAGAGAAAAUCAAAAAGAAUUAUGGAUUAGUUUUGCUGCAGAGUUGUAGAAGUUGAUCACACAGCCGUUGAUGGAGGUGAAUACGCUCGGUGACGUGAGAGUUUCAUGUCAUUCUCCCUCAAUGCUCGCCCGAGCAGCUAAACACACACGCGGUGCUUUUAGAGAACAAAGUCCUCGCUUAUGUAUCUAAAUGUUAAACAGAAAAACAUGACGUAAGCUCCCAUUUAUUCCAAUCAGCUUAUUUAAAUUUAUUGUGUAUCCUGGUAUCAGAAUGAAGCGGUGUUUUACUGGAAAAUAAAAUCCUGUCUGAUUCCUCUCGUUUUUCUUCAUUACUGCAUUUACAUAGCCAGCUCUUAUUCUCUAACAGUGGUUUCCAAAGUGGGGGACGCGGUAUGAAUAGCAAAAAAAAAAAAAAUGCUUGGACACUGCUAGCAUAAUGGACAGGCUUUUUGACGGGGCUUCUACAAAAACGCAAAGCAGAAGAUGAAUCAUCGCCAAAUAUGGUUCCAAGCCAAAGACUAAAAGGGGUGGGUGGGUUUAUUGUAAAAACAAAGGGUGACCUAGCGAAAAAAGGUGAUUUAAACUGAGCUGCUUUCUGUGUGAAGAUUUCCUUCAUUAAACCAAAGUUGAUGCACUCGAUGAGUCCAGAUGCAAAAACAGAAGACCUGCAGUAUAAAAAGCAGUUUUAAAGUGGAGGGAAUCUAAAGAGAGACUCGUUUGGUCUGUGGGGAGUUUCAUGGUACCGAACAAUGAUUGUAGAAAAGAUGGACGAUGCCACAGCACUUCCUCCCAUUGUACAAAAAUAAAGCCAAAAUACCCCGCUUGUGGGAGCUGCCAUGUUGCGCUUUUGGAGUUGGAGUCUGGCCGGUAGAGACUUGAAGUGAAACGUCUGUGUGACGCUCCCGCCCACACACCCGCUGGACGUGACCGCAAACACGCCUAUGGGCUCAAAUUGUGGUCAUAAAUAUUUUGUACUU